Linum trigynum is the source of this 3568-nucleotide messenger RNA. The record is from the annotation of a GenBank genome assembly. NCBI's taxonomy places the organism in Eukaryota, Viridiplantae, Streptophyta, Magnoliopsida, Malpighiales, Linaceae.
CAAUUAAUUAUUUGUAUUCUGUUUCAUCGAAUAAUUAUUCUUAGAUCAUAUUCUCCUUUUCUUAUUAUGCAUACACAAACGUUACAUGCAUAUAUGAGCAUCUAACAUAUGCAUUAUUAUAUACCAUGUUCUCGGUCUAACCUCUCCCGGCCAAUGGGCCGGUCCCCGUGCUAGGGAAUGAUGGAGGUUUGUUGGAUCUGUCACGAUACAACAAUUUCGAUGCUUCUAUGUCUUUGCCUUUGACCUAUGUUGCUAUUGAUUCUUUUUGCCUUAUCUGUCUCAGGAAAUGACUCCCCCUCUACAAAAGACAGCUCCUCCCAAUAUAUUCGUUGUGGCAUUGAGAUAUCAGAGAUAGCUUCUCAUGUAUCACAACAAGGUGACAUAGGUGAAGUUGCAAAUUUAUUGCAACUACACAACCUAAUAUGAAGGCAAGAAGCAAGUGAUUUCAGCGUAUGAUGAUUAAAGGAUAUUAAUCCUCUAAAAGGUUGGAUAAAAGGCUUUUAUCUUGCAGGCGUUGCCCUAUCUAUUUUGUAUUGCAUCCCCUGUAUUGCUUUGUCUGUUUUCCUACAUCAAUAAUCCAAACUACUACCACUGAACAACCGAGCAAGCUCAAGAGCUGCAAUUUAUUUAGAAAUUAUGUAUCCUCGACUUCUUUUUGCCAGUUGUCAGUGAUUGGAAAUAGUUGUGAAUUAAUCCCACUAACUCUAUGCUGCUAAAAACUUUCAUAAAACUAAGAAAAAAUAAAAAGUACUACAAUAACAACAACUUGGCCGGCCUCUGUGCUAGUUGCAAUGAUGCAAUUAUCAUCUACACUAAUGCAAUUGCUAAUAAAUGACAUUGUCAUAAUGCAAUUCAGAAUACAAUCCCAUUGUGGAUCAUUUAAGGAGGAGGCUAAUUUGGAUGUCAAAUGGGUUUAUGUCGUUACGUUGGUUUAGUUAGUGGUAUGGUCUAAUCAGAUUACAAUUGGUUUAUAUUUUAGUUUAUGUUGGCUUUAACUAAACAUACAAAGAAGUAGGAAACCAUUAACACCAAAUAAAUUGAUAUAAUCUAUCUUAAAACAAUCUACCUAUAAUCUAAUUUGAUGUUUAAGUAAAAUACUACAUUACAAAUAAAAUGACAAAUCAUCACAUUUAAAUGCCACAUUUAACAUUAACAUCCAAAUGGUUAUACUUUAACCCAAUAUAUAACAUCAACAUUUUAAUGUUCUACUUGAAUCCGACAAAAUUCCUUCUUUUUGUUGUUUAAUUCCACCAAAACGUAUCUUUUUAUUUAGAGACCAUUCUCCAGUUGCAUCACUCUUUUCUCAAUUUUGACUAUUUUUUACGAUUUUGACUAUCGUUUCGUAUCGGUAGUUUUGCCGGCAUAUUUUUGUCAAUGUCACUUGAACCGAAUUGUACCGAGCGGCCCUCUCAUCGACAAUUGGCUAUUUGUCAACUUCUAUGUCUGGUUACGCAAUGUGCUCUGAGUUACCUAUUUUGAAUGUUACACUAUCUAUGUUAAAAAUAAACAUGGUCCAGGAAACCGUAUCGGGAAAGUCAUUGGUAGAAUAUUUUAUGGUAAAACCGUAGUUCAACCGUAGUUCAACCAUUAGUAUCGUUAAAUAUCGCCUAUCGAUUUAGCCUCCGAUACUGGUAUUUUGUGGUUGAACCGCCGGUUCGAUACGAUUUCAUGGACAAUGAAAAAAAAGUAAAGACCAAAACAUCGAAAUACGCCGCCGUUUGGGAUGUUUUUCUUGACCCUUCGUACAAGUUCUCAUCUUCUAUGCUUCUCCUCUGCCAAAAGUCGGGGAAACGUUUCUCAAAUUUCAACUUCAAUACAUUGCUCACACAGUGAAAAGCCCUGCGAAAAACCCUUGCUUUUAUUCGAGUCUCUCUUCUCAAGCACAAAAAGCGGACGGGAAAAGGGAUUCCACAUCAAUGGCGGGCGGGCGAUUCAGAGAGCUACUGAAGAAGUACGGCAAAGUGGCACUAGGGGUUCACUUCUCCGUCUCCGCCGCUUCCAUCACGGGACUCUACGUCGCCGUGAGGAACAACGUCGACGUCGAGUCGGUCUUCGACAAGCUCCAUCUCCCGGGGCUCUCGAGCAAAGAAUCCUCCACCGCCGAGCAAAUCCAGGAGCAGCAAGCACGGCCCAGCGGCAGCCCAAUCGAAUUGGAGGCGCAUCAUCGGCCGCCGGCGGAAUCGACGACGGUGGUGGUGACUGGCGAGGAGGAGACGAAGGGGAGGAGUCGGGUGGCGGAGCUCGCUGCUUCGAGCGGCGGCGCGCUCGCUCUGGCGUUGCUGUUCAACAAGGCGUUGUUCCCGAUUCGGGUCCCGAUUACCCUCGCGCUGACGCCUCCCAUUGCCAGGGCUUUGGCCAGGAGAGGAAUGAUCAAGAACACUGUAUGAGCUUCAAAUUGUACUUCUUUUCUAUUUUAUUCACUUCGUGCUGCUUCCAAUGAUUUUGGGUAGCUUUUAGAAAGACAAGAGAUGAAGGGGGAAUUACUGAUAAUGGUUCUUUGAGUAGUGAUUUCAGAAUUUGCGGCAAUAGCAAUAUCCAUAUGCGGUUUUGCUGUGCAUACUUUGUUGUGCCCUUUACUGGAUUUAUGAAUAACAGUGAAAGAUUAUAUCUUUCUGUCUUUCGUGGUUCGUGUUGCUAUAUGAUCCAAUUGAUUUGCCUUUGUGCCCUAGGAGUUCAUGAACAGGCAUAAUUUAUGCAUCUCGGGUGUUCUUUGAAGCUAACAUAUUGAUCAAUAAUUCCAUAUGCUGAACUGAAUGCAUCUUGAUUUGCCCGGUUCACUUUCGAUAGUAAUUGGGAUUUGCAAAGCGGGAUAGGGUCCUAGAAGUGUCAAGAUGCUUACGAGUAACCCUAGGAGUACUUACCGAACAAGGUGUAGGUCUGGUUCGCAGAAUAGAUGGAUGGAUGCAUGUGGGUUGUUUUCAGCAGUCUGCAGAGCAAUUCGUUUGAUGAUCCCGAAUCUCACAGCUGAUAGUGAUCAUUGUUCAUUAUGUACAUUUUAAGCAUUUACGAUUGGCAAUGCAUACAAGUUGCCUACUUCUGAUAUUGAGGGCGCUGCUGGUAUUGUUUGAUAACUGGAGAUCAUUUGCUGUUUACAUGAGCAUUGCCUUCUGCGAGUACACAGCACCUAGACUAGGAGUUUGUGGACUUGUACACUAUACAAUGUGUCUGUUCGCUCCAUAUGGGGUCUACUAUCGGAUGGUUAUCGCCUUCUGGGAUCACGUCGUAUUUACCCUCAUCAUUAGAACUGCAACUGUUCUUUAGUCGUUUCAGCCUCUGUAUUUUCACUCGUCUAAGAAAUGCUAGCCGUGCAGAUCCCUAAAACCUGCAGAAAUUUCUCUGUAGACCUAACGCAUUGCAUUUGCAUUCGCAUUCUUCGGGUUCUGUUCACAGCCUGUGGUGCUCUGCGGCAAAGAAGUGAUUAGCUUCUGCCUUUCCGGUUUCUAGAUAAGUAAAUCUGUCGAAUAUUGCAGUUGACGUAAUUUCCAGAAAGUUGUUUGCUGCCAUCAAUUGGCUAAUUAGCACAUGGAAGACUGAAGGGAAGAAAAAUUAGUAAAUUACAUUUUGUCAU